CCUGAGGUGUCCUCAUCAGUACCAUAAUUUAGCUCAGUUUGUGUCAGGAAACCUUUGUGCUUAGUAUUUUCUCUUAGUGUCACCACUCCUUAUACUAUUUUUGACACAUUCUUUAACUCCCCUUUUCUUCCAGGGUUCAAAGAAGACAAAGAGAAGCGAGAAAGUGGCUACUUCUCCUUAGGGAGGGCAGCAAGUGCCCAUUCUCUACGCGAUAACAGCCCACAUGGGCCAUUUCGCUAUUUUGAGAGAGGACAUCAGGUCUUUAGCAGCAAAAACAUUGAGCCCAAAGAUACGAUCCCCUUUAGAAAUCCUAAUCUGGGUGUGGCCUCUGAGAGGCAGGUGCCAGAGGUUCUGGAUAGCGAUCUGCCUGUGGAAAUCCCUCCUCUAGACCCCUAUGGUAUUGCUGUUGAGGUGGAAGCACAGCUAGGCCCUCGUUCUCCGAGCCCGACUCCUUUUAAGAUAGCUGAGUCUCUAGCCUCGACUGGACCAAAAGGUUACACCAGGUCGUACGACAGAGGAAACUCUAAUUACAGCUCUUCCCAUCAACAGUCAGGGCGCUUUGAUUCCUCAAGGCUAAGCUCAGCUCUACAAUCUCGCUCUUCUUCCCCUGCACGUGGAAACUCUUUAUUGAGGGGUGGUGAGUUUCCUUCCGCCCUCAGAGGGCAUCCCCUUGAUGGUGCAGAGUGGUCCAAGGGUAUGGGCUCAAGAUCAAGAGGCUCCUUGCAAGCAGCACAUGGGCAACGUGUAGAAUCUGGGACUUUGCCCAGAAACUUUCAAUCAUUCGCUGGUUCAGUCAAAUCCCAAUCCAAUACAGUCUCUAAAUUUAGAAAUGCCUUACGAAAAACAGAGGUAAGUGGUUCGCACAGUGGUCAUGGUCCUAAUAGCAGGAGCUCCUCACCUGUCAGAAUGUCACUCUGCCCAACUGAAAACAGAAGCAGUUCUUUGCACAGGCUCAACAAUCGUACAAGCUCUCCAUCUCGGAGACCUUCAGAGAGUCGUUAUGGCACUCGUGGGUCUUCACCGCCAAGAAGAGCUUCCAGUUCAUUUAGCCAAUCUGGUCUUCGUAAAUCAGAUUCCAUGACAUCGCUGGAUGAACGAAGUCAUCAUGGACGAUGCGGUUCCCCGAUAAGAGAAGGUUACGACAUUGAGAGUCAGGCUCUCAUGCGAAACCUAACAGCAGGAAAUUCACGUAAUAGUCAAGAGGACGAAAACACUACCACGUCUCCGACCAGACUUGGUUAUGACGCAUCAAGUCAACCAAAACUUCACGAGAAAAAAUUCAGUACAACUGGUCGCAGUCAACGAAGUCCUGAAAGAAAGUCCUUUAAAACUCCUGGUCAGUAUUCACUUAGAAAAAAUGAAAAUAGCAGCGCUUCAUUUAAUGGUCCUCAAAGUCGAAAUACUUCUCCAUCAAGGAGAAGUUAUGAAUCUCCCACUCAGUCUAUCCUUCGUAGAUCCGAAGCAAAAGCCCGGCAAAGCCAUAUAUCUUCAUCAUCAAAGCAAUGCUACAGUGCACCUCACCAGGCCUCGUUUUAUAAUAGUGAACUUAGCAGCUCUCCAAAGGGGAAGAACCACAACAGCCGUAACGCUUCCCCGUCUCGAAAUGCCACCGGUGCGUCUCCAGCCCACUCCGUCCUCAGAAAUUCCACCAAAGGAAACGCCAGUCGUUCAUUGCACAGAAGAAACGAUUACUCAAAAUCGGACCCCAAUCACUCGCCACGCUCCUGGCAGCAAUCAGCACAUUCGCUGCGCAGUUCCUCGUUAUCCCGCGCUGCUUCUCCUGCCCUGCAGAAUGCAGCAGGAAACAGAACGCCCUCCAACAUCUUACAAACGCAGAGAAGCCCUGGUAGCGUUAGAGCUCGGGUCAGAGGACAAAGCCUUGAAAACCAAUUUCCUAGGGACAGCCCUGGUAGCGUUAGAUCUCAGGUAAGAGGACAAAGCCUUGAAAACCAAUUUCCCAAGGACAGAGGACCUUGUGACCGUGCACGGAGCCCUUCACCUACACUUCAGAUUAAAAUGCAAAGCCAUACCUUCUCACAGAGCUCCAUGGAUUCCUCAGAGUCAGGCCAGCCGUCGGUAGUGGCCACAGAUAGGAACAAGGGAGAAUAUGCCAGGAUUGCUGAUCUGCCCAAGGUAAAGAUUAUUCAACAGCAGGAGGACAGCAGCUACAUGGACAUGCCUCAGAAUCAUCAGCGUUCCCGGAGACAGGAACUCUUCAAACCAGCAAGCCACUCCCUCACCAACCAUCCCUUCAGAGCCUGGGAAGACACUGGAGAAACUGACAAGGAACGCUACUAUGGUGGCAGUGGGUAUUUAUCGCGGGCUCACUCCUCUACUUCCUUGCAGAGGUCUUGCAGUCCCACUGUGGACAAGGGCGUCUUCUGGAACGAGAGUCAUCCCAAACCAGCGCCAAUGCAGCCUGACCUCCUAAACUUCAAGAAGGGAUGGAUGUCGAAACUCGAUGAAAGUGGAGAGUGGAAGAAGCACUGGUUCGUUUUGACUGAUGCCGGACUGAAGUACUACAGGGACUCCAGUGCAGAGGAGAAAGAUGAUCUGGAUGGUGAAAUUGAUUUAAAGUCCUGCGAGAAGGUGUCUGAGUUUGACGUGGAGAAGAAUUAUGGCUUUCAGAUACAGACGAGGGAUUCCUCGUUUACACUUUCUGCCAUGACCGCAGGAAUCAGGAGGAACUGGAUUGAGGUUUUGAAGAAGUGCAUCCGGCCCAGUAGCACCCCAGACCUCACACAGCUGCCUGAUAGCGGCAGUGACAAAGAAAACUCCCACACACGCUUCCAGCCGACUCCUCGGCGACCGCCAUCGCACCACGCCGAUGUCCCUUCAGAAGUUCCCCCUACCCAGCGUCGGUUUGACUACGUGGAGCUGUCCCUGGUCCCCGCCUCCUCCGGCCAGCUUUCCGCCAAUCAGAGACAGACGGGGGAGGGCCCGCGGAGAGAGCAGGGCCAGUGGCAGGAGGAGAGGGCCCGGGACACCACCAGCAGCCAGUGGGAGGCGGUGCUGUCUCGGAAGGGCACCGGUGGAGGAGUCAACUCGCGGCUGCGCAUGGAGGACGAGAUCGAGAAGAAGUGGGCGGAGUUUGAGCGCAUGCCUUUGAAGGAGAACCCGACGGCGGGGUCUCGGCCUUCCGGCCAGCUGGCCAAUGAGGCGCUGCAGAGGGAGGUGGCGUCACUGAGGCAGCAGCUUGAGCAACUACAACGGGGAGGGGGAGGGGGAGGGGGAAAGGGGACGCGCGCCCCAUGCGGCACCGACGGCCCCUGCAGCCGCGGCCUGGCCGCUGUAGAGCGCGCUCAUCGGCAAGCCAUGCAGGAGCUGCAGAGGCAGCACGAGCGGCAGAUGACGGCGUUGGAAACGGAGAAGAAGAUGCUGCUGCUGGAGGAGAUUCAGGACACGGCACGGGUGAUGGAGGCGCUGAGGAAGAAACACAAAGAGGACCUGGAGAGCGAGGUGGAAAAGGUCAAGAGGCUAAGCAGUGGCGACCCAAAGACUUUACGAGACCAACAACAGGUGGAGAGUCAGGCCUUGCAGAGAGAGCUGACCGGACUAUCGGAGCGCUACUCUCAGAAGUGUCUGGAGCUAAACCGGGCUGAACAGAACAACGCUGAAAGAGAGCGGGAACUCCGUCGAAAGGAGAGCAAUCUGGAGCAGCUCAGGAAGGAGAACCAAAACUUAAAGGAGCGCUUGGCAGAGGAGAUCUGCCGCAUACGAUACAACACAGAUCUGGGUUCAAAGGACAACCGAGAUGGGACAUCCUGUGAAUUAGAGGUCCUGCUCAGAGUCAAAGAAAACGAGAUCGAGUACUUGUAUAAGGAGAUCAGCUGUCUAAGGAAUGAACUGGAGUUCCUCAACACGGAGAAGUGUCGGGCCGGUGCGCGAUACGCGGAGGUGAACGAGGAGCUGAGCGGGAUAAAGGGGCGGAGCGAGCGCGAGAUCCAGAAUCUAAAGGAGCACUUGAGGCUGGCCAUGGCUGCUCUGCAGGAGGGCCAGAGGCUGGGGAACAGCAUGGACCACUGACUCCUUUUAAAAGUUAUAAGUGAUGCUCGGGGGCGAGGCAAGUCAACAACAAGCCCCCAUGGUGGUGCCCCCCAUGUGUGCCUGCUCCAAAUGUGACUGAAAGGAGAGAGAUAGUUCUAGUACCUUUUGUUUCAAUGCUGGUGCCAAUGGUGACCUGGCCUUUUUACACUGGACCACGUGUUCUAUAAACUGCACUUUUCCUUCCUCAUUCAGGCUCCUGGCUCCCGUCAGUGCGCCUUUUUAAAAAAAAAACUGGAGUAUUUGUCAACCUUCCUCAUUCAGGCUCCUGGCUCCCGUCAGUGCGCCUUUUUUUUUUAAAACUGGAGUAUUUCUCAACCGUCGUCCUAGUUAAAGGCAUUUCAGGUUCUUCUCGAACAGCUUUUACGACGGUUUUUUUCUGUCUUUUAGAACGACAUCAAGCUAAUGUCGUCUGUUUAGUUUUAUUCCUCCUAAAAAAAAUGUGCUUUAAAAUGAGAGCUUAUCAUUUUCGUUCGUUCUAGAGGAGAUCAUUUUUGAUGUUCUGCACCAAAAACAUGCAUGUUGGGUUACCAGAGACUCCUAAUUGCCUCCAGGUAUUGGUUAUUUGUCCACCUGUGUGAAGUUGGCCUGCCUGUGUGCUACCUUUGUGACCGUAAAAUGAUUAUUUGUGCUGUUAGGUUUUAGCGCUUAUUCUAAAAUACAUUUUCUGACUGGUAACCCCGCCUGCCACUAGGGCUGUACAUUUUGAAGAAAAACCAUCCCAUUAAUUUUGGACUGUAAGUCGCUACUUUCUUCCUACGUUUUGAACCCUGCUGCUUAUAAAAUGGUGCGGCUAGUUUAUGGAUUUUUCUUUGCUGACGGCUUUAAAAAAAAAUAAAUAAAAGAGUCACACUGUAUAGGUGUGCUAUUGCUUGUGCUAUGGUGCCAUCUUUUAGACGAGUUCGCUCACUGAGUGUCCUUCCAUUUAGGAGUAGAAGAAGUGUUGUUCCGUCUUUUAGCGGUCCAUAGCUUUGCUACUCAAUCAUCACUCCAAGCAACGAUUGUAAGUUUUACAAUAUAACUAAAACAAUUCUUACUUACUAAGCCGUCCCAUGUGUGAUGUCUGUAGGAGUGUUUUCAUGCAUAUCUGUACGUGCUAUCGUAAUGUAAUCAAGCGAGCGUCGUUAGUAUUAGCUAAUAUGUUAAUAUACGUUUACGAGUGUCUGUGUUAGUAUUAUUAACUUACAACAGCAUUAUUUUUGUAUUGUUUCAAUAGUUUCUCAGUAAAUUCACCAAAACGUCACAGUGGAGUUAUUGAGUCUCUUGGAGAACUCGCUUGCGCAGUUAGUGGGUCCAUGACCGUGACUUCUGUUUUGUUUGAUCAGCCGUUUAACUGCCGCAUUACAGACACUGUUUGGAAGCAAUUAAGGUAUGUAAAUAAACAUUUACAGAAUAUUUCUGUGUAAAUAAAUUAUUUCACAACGUAUAUAUCUGUGGCUUAUAGUCCGGUGCGGCUAAUACAUGGGGAAAAUAUUUGUUUUCCUUCAAAUUAAGAGGGUGCGGCUUAUCUACCGGUGCGCUCUAUUGUUGGGAAAAUACAGUAAUUGCGAUUUUUCUCUUCAAAUUUAAUUUUAUGAUUUUCAUAUAUAAUUUUUUUUUACAUAAAUGCAUAUAACUGGAGUAAAGGAAGAUAUGUUACUUUUAGACUCAACAUUCUUGUCUCAAGGUGCCACACAUUAGAACGACAUGCAAUAAUUUACUUUUAGAAAUAGAAUAAAACAUUUCAGCAAAAACAUGUCAAAAUCUCCCCAAACAUUUGUGCUGUUUUUGCUACAGUUUUUUUGUCUUUAAUUAUUCAUCCCGAGACAUUCCCUGGCCACCUGGGAGACAUAGCCACUCCGACGUGUCCUGGGUCUUCCCCGUUGUCUCCUACCGGUCGAACGUGCCGUAGAAACUGUAGUGGAAUAAAACAUGAUGAAGCACAAACAAAUGGGGGCAAGUUUUGGGAGAUUUUGACAAGGUGGGGGGGCCCGGAUGACAUCACUAGUCAGAAAAUGUAUUUUAGAAUAAAUUAAAGCGCAAAGGCACAAAUUAAAAUGUUUACAGCACAAACAAAUCGCAGUUUUAUUUUGAUAUUUGCUUCACACAGAUUUUGUGAUUGGUGCCUCUGGGGUGGGCUCCAGCCUCCAGCUCAGCCGCACCCUUAUAAACAACAAUCAGCAGUUGGAAGACUGUUUAAGCAGAAUGCAUGAGCAAACACUUUUAUUGUCUUGAUUUUAAAGACCGAAUGAACUGGAGCACAGCAAGAAUCUUUUGUGAGCUUUACAUUUUAUGUGCUUCGAAAUCUGGUUAUUGAAUGUUGUCCAUAGCACACAACUUUUCAACAUUUGACAGGUGUUACAUAAAUGAGCCAAUUUGUGUUUGACAAAGUCUACCUGCCUUUAAAAAAAUCUAUAUUUAAGAUUUACUGUAUUUUCUUGUAUAGUGUGAAAGAUAAACAUUUUGCUAUCAAUAAAGUUUUAGCAGAAGCAGUUCUCAUAA
Molecule: messenger RNA, 6525 nt
Organism: Nerophis lumbriciformis (worm pipefish)
Lineage: Eukaryota; Metazoa; Chordata; Actinopteri; Syngnathiformes; Syngnathidae
Gene: triobpb
Product: TRIO and F-actin binding protein b
Biological process (GO): positive regulation of substrate adhesion-dependent cell spreading
Cellular component (GO): actin cytoskeleton
Molecular function (GO): actin filament binding
Source: RefSeq, a predicted model, not a curated record